Amaranthus tricolor (Joseph's coat) is the source of this 2402-nucleotide messenger RNA. RefSeq lists its product as uncharacterized. The coding region runs from base 486 to 1907 and encodes 473 amino acids. NCBI's taxonomy places the organism in Eukaryota, Viridiplantae, Streptophyta, Magnoliopsida, Caryophyllales, Amaranthaceae. The transcript has 3 exons. The record is from RefSeq and is a predicted model, not a curated record.
ACAAUGGCCCCAUUUGUAUGAACAAAAGCAGAGAAAAGAAAUAAAAAAGGAAGUCACAUUCUCCCAUUUGCUUCUCUCAAACGGCAUUCUCUUUCUCCUCUUUCAAUCUCACCUCUCAUUUCCACACUCCUCACCAUCCACUCUCUUUCACUCCCUUUCUCUCUCCUCUUUUCUCACUUCUUGCUCACCAACUGAGUACCAGAGAUUUUUCUUCAUUAACGGAAAAUUACCUAUCAAAAAUGCCCAGAAAAACCUUUUUGUACUUCAUUCAUUCAACUCCCAUUUCUUGCUAAUUUGGGGUUUUUAAGCUUUCACUUGGGUAUUUCCUUUGAUUUUUGUAUUUUUCUGGGAUUAAAUAAACUUAAAAAAUGGCCGCAAAUUUUCUACAAACAUUUACUGCAUGAUUUGGGUUUUUGACCUUUUAUUUGGGUAUUUCCUUUGAUUUUUUCUUCUGGGUUUGAAUCAACAAAAAAACUGGUUUAAAAAUGGAGAAAAAACAAGGGUUUUUCCAAACACUAAAAGAGGAAGUAGUUCGCGGAUUAUCUCCAGGAAAAUCAAGGUCUAGAAGUCCCGCAAGAAGUGGGUCUCCCAUGACAGGUCUUCUCCGACGUCGAAAAAAUCACCACGUGGCAAUCCCUGAGGUUUUGAUUGCAAGAUCCGGUAGUUUAAGGCCGCCAGAGAUGUUAUCUCCGUUGAGAGAAGGACCUGACCCGUGCAAUGCGCGUGAUGAGAGAGAUGAAGGAGGUUGGUCCCACUGGAUGAAACGGAAUCCUUCUGUCUCUGCUUCUUCGUCUUCUUCUUCUGCUGCUUGUAAAAGGUCGGAUCUGAGACUUUUGCUUGGUUUGUUGGGUGCUCCUCUUGCUCCGGUGCACGUUAGCGCUGGUGACCCUCUUCCUCAUCUUAGCAUCAAGGAUACUCCCAUUGAAACUUCAUCAGCGCAGUAUAUCCUGCAGCAAUAUACCGCGGCUUCCGGGGGGUUGAAGCUUCAAAAAUUUAUACAUAAUGCAUAUGCCAUGGGGAAAUUGAAGAUGCUAGCUUCUGAUAUUGAGACCCCUAAUAAGGUUAUCAAAAACAGAAGUUCCUCCAAGUCUGCAGAGUCUGGUGGAUUUGUAUUGUGGCAGAUGAAUCCUGACAUGUGGUAUGUUGAGCUUGCACUUGGUGGUAGCAAGGUUCAUGCUGGUUCCAAUGGAAAACUCGUUUGGAGGCACACUCCUUGGCUCGGUGCACAUGCUGCUAAAGGGCCCGUUAGACCCCUUCGUCGUGCUCUUCAGGGCCUUGAUCCACGAACAACUGCUGCUAUGUUUGCUAAUGCAAGAUGCAUCGGCGAAAAAAAGAUCAACGGAGUAGACUGCUUCAUCCUGAAACUAUGUGCUGAUCCCAAGACUUUGAAGGCCAGGAGUGAAGGGCCAGCCGAGAUCAUACGACAUGUAUUGUUUGGGUACUUCAGUCAAAAGACUGGUCUUCUGGUGCACAUUGAAGAUUCCCAUUUGACCCGCAUCCAGUCUAACGGAGGAGAUGCCGUAUAUUGGGAGACAACAAUUAAUUCAUGUCUUGAUGAUUACCGACCUGUGGAAGGGAUUAUGAUUGCUCAUUCAGGACGUUCAGUGGUGACCCUAUUCAGAUUCGGAGAAACAGCAAUGAGCCACACUAAAACAAGAAUGGAAGAAGCUUGGACCAUCGAAGAAGUAGCCUUCAAUGUCCCUGGUUUGUCGAUGGACUGUUUUAUCCCUCCUGCCGAGGUAGGGUAUAGCUCUGUUGGAGACUCGUUUGAACUCCCCCACGGCGAGAGGUUGAAUACUAUGUCAGCAACAGCAGCAGCAUAUCGUGCUAAAGUUGCUUCAAUGGACAGAACGUACGAGAACAAUAUGGGCAACAUUACCUGGCAAAUGGAUGAUAUGCACGUCUGAUAUCGGAGGUAUUAGACAGGAUAGCUAGAUUUGUAGGGAUAGAAUUUCGAAGUUUUUUGGUGUGUAGGAGAGGAGGUUUUUCUUUUAAGCAGAAAAAAAUUCCAUUGGAUUGUUUUGUCCCAUUGAAUAUGUAAAUAGAGCACAGUGAUGAUUCACAAGAGAGGGUACAAAUGUGAAUUCUACUAUCUUAUUGAGUCAUGUGGAUGAUGAAUCUGGUGGAUUCUGCGUUUUAGUACUGUCCUUCAAUUGAUGGUAUCAAAUGAUCAUCCAUCUCAUUUAUAAUCUCUGUAAAAUUAGUGGUUGGAAUAUCGUUUUCUACUAACCCAACUGAUCUAUCUAUCUAUCUAUUUAUCGUGUUUUGUCAACAUAAAUGGUUCUUGCUCUAUUAUAAUACAUCUAUCAAAGUACAAGUAACAUGUUAAGCUACUUGUAUUAGUUAAAAAAACUACUUAUAUUGUUAGCCGGAAAGUAGAGCCGUUUCGUUUAUUUUGACCU